CCAUUUCUGUGUAAUGUGUGUCUGGGGUCGCCUGUAUCGGUUGUAGAUUUAGCUAGCAUAUACCCGACGUUAAUAGCGUUACUAAACGAGCUACACUGGAAAUCGCCACGAUUCUUUUUCUGCACGAUACAGUUAACUGGAAAAUUAGCCGAGGAGAACUAGCGACGGCAACAUUAGCCAACUUGGCUAACUAAUCGUUCACAGAUAAAAAGCAAAAUAUACUUAGGUUACACUUCUAUGUAGUUGUUCAUUGGGCAUCAUGUAGCGCGUAUAAGAUUGGAAAUUAAUUUCAUGGGUGCAACAGUCUACACAUUGGUAUCUUCAGCGUUAAUGUUUUAUAUUUAGCUACCGAGCUGACGGUAAGUUAGUUUGCUAAGGUUAGCCCGCUAAACGGCAGGCUAGGUCAAGUAACGUUUGCUUGGAAGUUGAUCCAUGCUAACAUGUAGCCUUUGCCCGCUUCAUAAACCAACUGUGUUCUUUCUCCUAAACAUGUCGCUGGAUUGUAAAUCGUGAACUUUAUGGCGUUAGUUCAUCUGCUGCAAACUAAUGUUAACUUGGCCAACGGCACGUGCAGCUGCAACAGACUCGAGCCUCGCUAGUUUAACAGCAUCCUCGUGCCUCCAACUUUGUUGCAUUGAGCUCGCGGCAGCUGAUUAGCGGGGAUGUUGGGAUUUGAGCGAUUCUCAUCGGUGCCCACAUUCUGCUGCAGAGGAGAGAGCACCAGAAUGAGGAGACUGUAGGCACCCGCCGUAGUAUGGCCGCAUCCCGUUCCUCGCGUGUCACAAGGUCAUCAGUGGGGCUCAAUGGAUUGGAUGAGAACUUUUGUGGUCGAACCCUCAGGAACCGCAGCAUUGCCCAACCAGAGGAGACCUCUGUGUCUCCUCUACCAAGGGCCAGGUCGCCCAAGAAGAAGCAGGAGUCGAAGCAGGAUGCCAAGCAGGAGUCAAAGCAGGAUGCCAAGCAGGAGUCAAAGCAGGAUGCUAAGCAGGACAUUAGGCAGGAGUCGAAGCAGGACAUUAGGCAGGAGUCGAAGCAGGACAUUAGGCAGGAGUCGAAGCAGGACGCCAAGCAGGAGUCGAAACAGGACGCCAAGCAGGAGUCGAAACAGGACACCAAGCAGGAGUCGAAACAGGACAACAAACAGCAGUCGAAGCAGGAUGCUCCGCAAGAUGGUCAGCAGCAGACCUUAUUACAGGGCAAGGUAACUGAGUCAAAUACAUCACCAGCUGAGGUGGAACAAUGGACCAGCUCCAGGAAGCGGGGUUUAUCCUGCUUGGAAAAAGACAUUAGUCUUGAGAAGUCCGAGAACUGUGAUAGAGGAAAGGGGGCACGGGAUGCCUCUCCUCAAAUCAAAAGGGCAAAGCGGUGCUCCCGCUCUGGAGAGUCUCAGGGACACGAGGAGGAACCUGAGCUUCUGAAACCUGAAAGUCCAGUCUUUGUCCCAGAGUCUAACAAGGACAAAAAUUGUGAAGAACUUCCCAGCCAAAACUCUGCUAACUCUGCCUCACCUAUAAUCAAUAAAGAGGAAGGUGAACUGACGGAAGAAAAAGCAGGGGAUGGUCAUUUGGAGUGUGAUGGGGCUGCUCAGCCCCCUAAUGCUCACAAGGCCUCUAAUGGACUCAGAGAGAAUAAAGCAGAGGAACCUUGCACACUCUCUGAAGAGACUAGUGCAAAUCCUACCUCUGCCACAAACUGCCCGUCACUGCUCAAUGGCAGUCAGACAGGGGCUCCCUCAUCGCCUGACCCUGCUGUGCCUUGUAGAAACUCUGUCCCUGUGCAGAUGGAGGUCUCUGGCUCAGGAGAACUGUCAGCCUCAUCUGUGCAGACAUUUGAGGCUGCUUCAGAGGAUCCUGUACCUGAGUUGAUAGUGGCUAAGGAACAGGAGGUGCAGGAGGUGGAGGUUGACGUGGUGGGCGACCCUUUGUGUCUGGCUCAUGAGGAGCAGGUGACGGAAAGCGAGAGCGACACCAAUGGUCGGUCACUAACGCCGGUGCAGGAAGCUGCAGCCUCUGCCUCCACCUCCUGCAACACCACCAACAGGAACAAUAGUCCAAUCAACAACAAUAGCAACUCAGGAGAAACUACACCCCCACUAGCACCAACCCCCUCCCCAACAGAGCCAGAGUGCAACCCCCCAGUACCCAGCACACCCCCCACUUUUUCAGAGCUCUAUGAACACAGAUACACCCUGCGGACUUCACCGAGGAGGGCUGCCACUGGUGGCAAAUCCUCUUCCUCCAAGCCCAGCUCACCUCCUAGAGACAAUGGUCCUGUAAGGGAAGAGGGGGAGGUGGUGGUAGGGCUGGGGGAGGAGGAGGACUCCCCCAUGGUGGAGGAACAUGUUCCUUUGGACUCUUUGUGCCCCUCUAAUGAGGAGCCUGUCUCUGUGGAUUCUGGAGACAGGGUAGGUGGUGAGGACAGUGGACCCAUGGAGGUCCAGGAUACCAAGACCAAUAAGGAGGUGAUGUGCAGUCAGGCUGCUGAGGAAGAGGAGGAAGAAGAGGAGCCAGAUGUGUAUUACUUUGAGUCUGACCACCUGGCCCUUAAACACAACAAAGAUUAUCAGAGGUUGCUGCAGACCAUUGGAGUUCUUGAGGCUCAACGCACACAGGCCAUCCUGGACUUGGAGACUCUGGCACGACAACAGAGAGAGGCACUUGAAAGUCCCAUCAGCUUUGUGGAACAGCUACAGAAACGGGUGAAUUUGGGCUUGCCAUGUCCCCAGAGAGUGGUCCAGCUUCCUGAAAUUGCAUGGGAGCAGUACACCUCAGGCCUGGGUGACUUUGAAAGAGAGUUCUGUGACAAGAAACGAAAAACUAGGCGACUUAAAUUAAUCUUUGACAAAGGUUUGCCUGUUCGACCAAAAAGUCCAGUCGAGCCCAAGAAGGAAGGGGAGUCCUCCACCAUGUACUCUUCUCUGCCCACUAGUGAUGCUCCAGAGAAUGGCAGGCAGAUGCAGAUGAUCAGGGGGAGGAUUUGUCACCCAAACAAACCUGACACAUUUAACCAGCUGUGGACUGUGGAGGAACAGAAAAAACUGGAGCAGCUUCUUGUGAAGUUUCCUCCUGAGGAAGUGGAGUCCAGGAGAUGGCAGAAGAUCGCUGAUGAGCUCGGCAAUCGAACAGCAAAACAGGUUGCCAGUAGGGUUCAGAAGUAUUUCAUCAAACUGACAAAAGCUGGCAUCCCUGUCCCUGGAAGAACACCCAACCUGUGCAUGUACACUAAAAAGGCCUCUAGUAAAAGGCAGCAUCAUCUAAAUAAGCACCUGUACCGGCCAUCUACUUUCCUGACCUCCUAUGAGCCUCCAGUCUACAUGGAUGAAGACGACGAGCGCGCGGCAUACUACAGUGCUGCGCAGGACCCUUCUGCUGAUGAUUCGGACGAUGAGGGUGUACCUGUGGAGUUGAGAAAUUUGCCAGAGUACAAAGAGCUUUUGGAGCUGAAAAGGCUGAAAAAACAGAAGCUUCAGGAGAUCCAGGAAGAUAAGACGAGUGUACGGCACGUAGGCUACAAGUGUGAUGUCUGCGGCAUGGAGCCCAUCCAGGGAGUGAGGUGGCACUGUCAGGACUGUCCGCCGGACAACUCUGUUGACUUUUGUUCCAACUGUUCCGACUGCUUGUUCACAACAGAGACCCACAAACCUAACCAUCACUUGGAGCCGGUGAACCAGACACAGCCCUUCCUGGACAGAGACUACUGCCUGCCGCAGAGCACAGGGUACAACUACCUGGACCCUAACUACUUCCCAGCCAACAGAUGACAGGGUCCCAGGUACCCCUAGCUCCAGGCUCUCUCCACAUAUCCCACAGGCCACUCUGUGCAUGGCUCCAUCCUCCAAGUCCAAGAUAACCGCUUAACCCGCCAUCAGGCAGGAAGGCCAGCAGGCAGGCAGGCAGAUAGCCAGGGGCCUCAGAGAAGACCACAGUGCUGCUAGUGUGGGGGGGCUGUUGGUAACUGGCCUCCCUGACUUGAGCAAAAGGGCGGCCAUGUUGGUUCCUCAGAACACGAGGGGCCCAGCUCCACCUCAGCCAGGUUAAUCAACGGAUCUGUGAUUUGAACGAUACUAUUUUUAAAAACAAAACAAACAAAAAAAACAGAAGGCACACCAACAUUCCUGAGCUCUGUGACUCCAGGAGGGCUGUCCCUGUUCCCCUUACCUUCCCAUCUCCCUCCUGUUACCUCCCUGUGCUGCUUUCAAACUGGAGAAUUGACGAUCAGUCUGGUGAAGCGCCACCUAAUGGAGGUGUGUGUCAUAGUGGACUGUGAAGUCAUCAACUGAGAUACACAUAGGUGGUUUGUAUGUGUGUAUGUGGUCUCCGUGUUAUGCAAGAGUGAAAAAUGUGCUAGCUAGGUAUCCGUAGAUUGAGUAUUUAUGAGUCGCACUUCCUCAGCGGGAGUUGGGGCUGCUGCAACUGAAAUCAGGCAAGGCAGUGUUUUGACCAUGAGGCCGAUGCAUUUUUGGCUGCAGACAGACCCCCACAGCGUUCUGCAGACACGUCUGUAUGUGUUGCACCAUGUUUUCAGCAUGGAGCCAUCCUUACCACUGUCACACAGCGCUGCUUUCUACCCUUCAUCUGUCAAAAACACACACUGUUUUUUUUGUCCCUAUCAGUAUCUCUAUUCUUUCCACUAAACAUGUCUAACAAGCAAACACUACAGCACAGAGAGUUUUAAGGCAGACCUAGCAGGUGAAUGGGAACAAAUGGGAAAAUACACAAAAGUGUGCUUUUUUUUUCCUCUUCCCCCAGUGUGUGCCGCUGUUGAUCAUGUUGAGUAUAGAAGUGUAUGGUGAAAAGUAGCCAGCGCUAGUUGCUGUGUGCCAUUUUAAAAAAAAAAAAAAAAAAAGAAAUGUUUUUUUCCUUUAUCCUGUCCUUUGGUAAUUCCACCUCUGAACCCGGCCACAACUUCCUCCCUCCUUAUUGUGUCGCAUCACCGACCCAUAUUGUCCUACAUUAUUGAUCAGCUCAUCAUGCUUCUAGAUCCUCUUUAAUUUUGCAGUCCACUUGAAAGGUCCAUUUAAAAGAUUGUAUUUUUAUUAAUCUAUUUAAAGAAAAAACAAUUGAGGUAGUGGUUGGUGCCUCCACAGUGGAACAGCCCACACAAUUUUAUACACAUAGAUUUUGUUGUGCUUGAGUAGACACCAUUUUCUAUGGUUUUUGUCUCCUUCCCUCACCCCCUUUGCCCAGCUUCAGUAUCUGUGUAUAACAGUCUGUUCUUAUGUAAAAAAAAUACAAAAUAAUAAUGUAAAAAAAAAAAAA
This is a messenger RNA of Sphaeramia orbicularis (orbiculate cardinalfish), 5258 nucleotides long. It is a transcript of the gene zzz3, whose product is annotated as zinc finger, ZZ-type containing 3. Gene Ontology annotation, molecular function: zinc ion binding. The transcript is spliced from 12 exons. The coding region runs from base 755 to 3760 and encodes 1001 amino acids. NCBI's taxonomy places the organism in Eukaryota, Metazoa, Chordata, Actinopteri, Kurtiformes, Apogonidae. The record is from RefSeq and is a predicted model, not a curated record.